Messenger RNA from Brassica oleracea var. oleracea, 2895 nucleotides. RefSeq names its product glutamate receptor 2.8-like. The transcript is spliced from 5 exons. Gene Ontology annotation, cellular component: plasma membrane. NCBI's taxonomy places the organism in Eukaryota, Viridiplantae, Streptophyta, Magnoliopsida, Brassicales, Brassicaceae. The record is from RefSeq and is a predicted model, not a curated record. Gene Ontology annotation, molecular function: glutamate-gated receptor activity. The coding region runs from base 1 to 2880 and encodes 959 amino acids.
AUGAUGAUGACUACUACAAAAACUCGUAACACCUUUCUGAGUCACUUUGUCUUGUUCCUUUCGUGUUUUGUGUUGAUGGAAGUUGGUUUAGGACGAAGCCCGACAAGUGAAAUUAAAGUAGGAGUAGCUCUUGAUCUCAAAACAACAUUUUCCAAGAUCUGUCUCACUUCACUUAAUAUGUCGUUGUCCGAUUUCUAUGAAGAUCAUCCUAAUUACCGUACAAGACUUGCGCUUCACGUCAGAGAUUCCACGGAAGAUGUUGUCCAGGCUUCAGCUGCAGCCUUGGACCUAAUCAAGAAUGAGCAAGUGAGCGCCAUCAUAGGACCAAGAAGCUCUAUGCAAGCUGAAUUCAUGAUAAGAAUGGCCAACAAAUCUCAAGUACCGAUCAUCACAUUCUCAGCAACAAGCCCUCUUUUAACGUCCAUCAAGAGCCCUUACUUUGUCCGUGCCACUCUCGACGACUCGUGCCAGGUGGAAGCCAUUGCGGCCGUUGUUAACUCCUUUGGGUGGAGAAGCGUCGUGGCCAUUUAUGUGGACAACGAGUUAGGUAAAGGAAUUAUGCAUUCUUUGUCAGACGCUUUACAAGACGUGGAAGUCCACAGAAGUGUGAUCUCUACGGAGGCUAGCGAUGAUCAGAUUCUAAAGGAGCUUUAUAAGCUUAAGACAAGACAGACAAGGGUAUUCGUUAUCCACAUGGCCUCAAGACUCGGGUUCCGGGUUUUGCAGAAAGCUAGGAAGAUCGGGAUGUUGGAGGAAGAGUAUGUCUGGUUACUAUCAAAUGGAAUGACGAAUAUGAUGAGACAUAAUGGUCGUAGCUUAGAGACUAUGCAAGGUGUGCUAGGUGUGAGGAAUCAUGUCCCUAAAUCGAAAGAGCUUGAAGAUUUUCGUUUGAGAUGGAAAAGAAAGUUCCAGAAGGAGAACCCGUUGAUGAGGGAUGAUGUAGAGCUGAAUGUUUUCGCAUUAUGGGCGUAUGAUUCCAUCACUGCAUUGGCCAUAGCCGUGGAGAAAAGCAACACAAAGAACUUAAGGUAUGAUAACGUUAGCGCUUUAUCAAAUAACACUACAGAUCUUGGGACCUUAGGGGUCUCUCGCUACGGUCCAAGUCUUCUGGAGGCUCUCUCGGCUAUAGAAUUCAAGGGUCUAGCAGGAGAGUUUAAACUCCUUAACAGGCAGCUCGUGGCAUCAACUUUUGAUAUCAUCAAUGUUGUUGGAAACGAAGAGAGGAUAAUCGGAACAUGGACACCAAGAGACGGACUUAUGAAUGCAAAUUUAAAGAAAACUACGUCGUUAUCAAAGGAAAGGUUGGGGCCGGUGGUAUGGCCCGGGAGUUCGUAUGGUGUUCCAAAAGGUUGGGAGGUACCAACGGACGGUAAGAAAAUUAAAGUAGGCGUUCCCGUAAAGCAAGGCUUCUUCAAUUUUGUGGAGGUCACGACAAAUCCGAUCACUAACGUAACAACCGCAAAGGGUUACGCGAUAGACAUCUUCGAAGCUGCUCUUAAGAAGUUGCCAUAUUCAGUCAUUCCUCGUUACUACCGUAUCGAGUCUCCAGAAGAUAACUACAAUUAUUUGGUCCACCAAGUCUAUGACGGGAUGUUGGAUGCAGUUGUUGGAGAUAUAACCAUAACAGCAAACAGGUCAUCGUAUGUUGAUUUCACAUUACCUUACACCGAGUCUGGAGUAUCUAUGUUGGUGCCGCUCAGGGACAACGAAAACAAGAACACAUGGGUGUUCCUUAAACCUUGGAGCUUAGACCUAUGGAUCACCACCGGUUGCUUUUUCGUCCUCAUCGGUUUUAUUGUGUGGCUGUUCGAACACAGAGUCAACUCCGACUUCCGUGGACCGCCUCACCACCAGAUUGGCACCAGUUUCUGGUUCUCUUUCUCCACUAUGGUCUUCGCUCACCGCGAGAAGGUGGUGAGCAAUUUAGCAAGGUUUGUGGUGAUCGUCUGGUGUUUUGUGGUGCUUGUGCUCACUCAGAGCUACACAGCGAAUCUCACCUCUUUCCUAACGGUACAACGUUUAGAACCAAGAGCUACAAAUGUGAAAGACCUCAUCAGAAAUGGGGAGUCUGUAGGGUUUCAACAUGGCGCUUUUGUUAAAGAUACUCUAAAAGGUCUAGGAUUCCCCGAAUCACAGCUCAAGGCUUUUGGUUCUGCUGAAGAAUGCGACGAGCUUUUGUCCAAUGGGACAUCGAAAGGCGGUAUAGCAGCAGCUUUCGACGAAGUUGCCUACCUUAAGGCUAUCCUUUCUAAGUACUGCUCCAAAUAUGCAAUAGUUGAACCUUCCUUCAAGACUGCUGGUUUUGGGUUUGCAUUCCCAAGGAACUCGCCUAUGACAGGAGAUGUAUCAAGGGCUAUUUUGAAUUUGACUCAAGGUGAAGAAAUGGUAGGCAUCGAGAACAAAUGGUUCAACCGUCUCAGCUUCGCUAGUGAAUGUCCUGAUCCAAAGACAGCUCUUUCAUCUAACCGUCUCAGCCUCAGUAGCUUCUGGGGUCUAUUUCUAAUAGCAGGCAUUGCUUCAUUCCUGGCAUUUCUCAUCUUUGUAGGCCACUUCUUGUACGAGCAUAGGCACACGCUCUGCGAUAAUACCGAAGGUUCCUUGUGGAGAAAGCUAACGUCUUUGUUCAGAACCUUUGAUGCGAAAGACAUAAAGUCUCAUACUUUCAAGAACAGUGCCGUUCAUAAUGUGAGUUUACCUGUUACUCAGUGUACUCCGAGCCCUUCAACUGUGCAGAUGAGACCAUGGCCACGAAGUAUGUCAUUAAACAGGGAAUUUGAGCUAAGACGAGCUUCUUUUUUCAUGAGCGAAGAACGUCUCACCACGCAACCGGAACAUAAUAAACAUGGAGCAUCUGAUAUUGAAUCUAGAGCUGAACGAUAGCUAGAGAGUUAAGAA